GAGAGAGAAGUGUUUGAAGAGUGCAGGAGUGGCAGCUUGAGGGUGAAAGAGAGGCACGAGUGGAUCCUAAAGUCCUCCCAGAGCGGGGCUGGCCGAACUGAGCUGGCUGGAGGGAGGGGGCGGAGUGCGCGGAGUCAGCGCCGGCGGCUGCCACUGUCGCGGCCACUGCUGCGUCUGGCCUUAGCCCGGGGCGGCGGGACGUGGUCAGGCAGCCCGGACACGAUGGGACCGCUUCCCGAGCUUUGCUGACUACCGGCGGCGGGAAGAAGGGGUUCAGAUCGGCCUCGGAGGGGAUGCCGAGAAGCAGUCAGUUUCCUGCCCCCAGCACCUAAGCAGCCCGGGUCGGUGUGCCCCGCGGGCGGCUGGAGGCGGCGGCGGCGCGGCGCGGGCUCGGAGCACGGCUCAUGUCCGGUGCGGGCGAAGCCCUCGCUCCCGGGCCCGCGGGGCAGCAGUGCUCGGCCGAGGCGGGCGGCGGCCGGCUGGGCUCCCCGGCCCUCGAGAAAUGCAAUGAAGACAAUAGUGAGAAAGACGUGAGUCAAGCUAGCAGUAAUCAUUCCAAGUAUGGACUGAUGCAGGACCAGUCCAUCUGGGGAAAUCCUGCAGAUGGGGAACUUGUCAGAACCCAACCUCAGCGCCUGCCUCGACUGCAGACAACAACACAGGAGUCUAGCAAGGAGGAAACAGGCAAGAUAAAGAAUGGGGGCCCCACGAGUCUGAGCAAUGGAAACGGAAUUCAUCACGGAGCCAAACAUGCACCCACAGAUAAUCACAAAAUUUCAGCUCCUGUUUCUCAGAAAAUGCAUAGGAAAAUCCAGUCCAGCUUGUCUGUAAACAAUGAUAGUAGUAAGAAAAGCAAAGUCAAUGCUCUCUUUUCCCAAAAAUCUGCCUCCUCCCCGGAAGACUGUUGUGUCCACUGUAUCCUGGCCUGCUUGUUCUGUGAAUUCCUGACCCUCUGCAAUAUUGUCCUGGGACAAGCUUCCUGUGGCGUCUGCACCUCCGAAGCCUGCUGCUGUUGCUGUGGCGACGAGAUGGGUGAUGACUGCAACUGCCCUUGCGACAUGGACUGUGGCAUCAUGGAUGCCUGUUGUGAAUCCUCAGACUGUCUAGAAAUCUGUAUGGAAUGCUGUGGCAUCUGUUUUCCUUCAUAAAGAUGUAUCUUUCAUUUGUGUUAAAACUGGAGACCAUUUUCCAAUAUUCCUUGUAGGGGAGAUAAAAGGCACAUGGUAAGAGUCUCAUGAAGCAAUCAGUGUUUGCACUGCUAACUUGUAAUGUUUAAGUAAUUGCUGAAAUUCUUUCUCGUUCACUAGAUCUAUGUGGUUUAAUAUGUGAAGUCUUGACUAACUGGUUUUGAAGCUUCUUCAUAGACAAUAAUAAUUGGAAGACAUCUCGACACACCCACCCAGCAAUGUUGUAUGUCUUCUUUCUGCUGACAUAUCUGUUUCUCCUGAUCAUUCUCACAACUCUUUGCUCAGUAGGUAUUUAAACGAGAUCACUUAUCUUUGAUGUUUAUCUAUUAGAGGUUAAAAGUGAACAUUCAUUUUUCUAAAGAAGCACACAUAUUGGGCAGAGCCGUAAACAGAUGUCGGACUCUCCAUGUUGGCCUCCUCUGUGUGCUUUCCACCACCAGUAUUCUACCCAGAAGGCACAGAGGAGAUCAUUCUGCUCUCAUCAGAGCAGCAUGCAGGGUAGUAGAGGAGGGCAGGAGACGAGCAGUAAACAGUGAACCAGCUCACAUGCAUGCUCACUUCUGGACAGGAAAGGAAAAAAGUCAUAGGAACAAACAGAAGCCAAGUACAGGUUACGGAGGCAGACUUGAAGGAGGAUGUGGCAUUGCAUAUGCCUUAGAAUGAGCUACUUAAAUUUAGGGAAAGUUGAAGGUGGGUGGCCUAAACUGUCUAUGGUUCUGAACAAGUGAAAAGAAUGUGCCUUCAUGCACAUUUCAGCAACACAGCUUUCUGAAAGCUAUAAAAUCGGAACUAAUGCAAAUAUGCACUUUGCUACACAUAAUUUAAGUGUUAUAAAUUUUAAUGAAAACAUAAUACCUUGUUAACAUAACUAUAUUUUACCAAAAAUGUAGAACACUUUUUAACAACUAUCAUUUAAAUGAGUUUUUUUCUUCUUUCUCUUUCUUUCUAUUUUUUUUAAGAUUAAAAAAAAAAAAUCCCAGUUUUUUGAUUUGGGGUUUUUCCAAAGCUUACUUAUAUUUGAAAGAUUUGGUUCUUUAUGGAGGAGCUGCUAGGGAAUCUAUUUAUUUUGGUUGGCUUGUAGCCAUAGUCUUGUGUUUCACGAGCAUGUGUAUCUUGGAUCCACUACAGGAGGAGGUCAGAUGUCCAACACCAUCACCAGAGAUCAGUGUUCCAAUUGUGUGUUAAAUUCUGCCAAUGUGUCAGGUUACAAAGAUACUAAAAGUAUAAAGAAAUAUGUCUGGGAUGAGACUAACUAGAGAGUGAAGGAGUCUGCUCUCAUGAAGGAGAGUGUUUGGUUUUACACACAUCCUCCCACAGAGAUUUUAUUUCUCUUCAGAUUUAAAAUUUGAAUCCAUUGACUAAUUCAUUGUGUGCUUUUGAAAGUGUGUUUGGUUUAGUUGUUAAAAUCAAUGCAUUUUUAGGAAGCCUUUAGACAACCUAGAUUUUCAGGACACCUGAGGUUCUUCUUGUUGUUGUUAUUUUUGGCUUUUUUUUUUCACAUGAAGAAUGAGAACAUCUCCAAUGUUUUUCCUUUGAGAGUAAGCCUAUCUUAAAAUUAAAUUAUUAUUUUAAAUACUCUUUGAGAAAAGAAAGCAAGUGAAUCUCCUGUCUAGUGCAAUUUAAUCACUUUUAAGAUGUUGGUUUAAAUACAAUGCUAAUGUACGACUGCCUUCUUCAUUUGUUAUGUCAAUUAUAAUGGGAACCUUAAUAUUUUCACGUACCCAGCGUUGGCUUGUGCUUGUGUCGUAGGAUGAAGAUGAGCAUCUGUUGACAGAUAAGCCUCCUAAUGAUUGUUAGAAUAUCUGACUCAUUAUCCUGUAAGACUGUUUAACUGGUAGGUUUGUCUGAUGCUCCAUAUACCCUGCUAUGAUUUGCAAUGAAAAUAUUAGUGCAAUGAAAUAUUUUUUUCCAUAGUAGAGAGCACUUGUGAAUACCAGAAUUUAAUUUCCAUACUUGUACAUGUAGGACUUUUCUCCAGUUCUCUACUCCAGGCAAGCCAUUCCUUAAGGCAUCUUGUAUAAUUCAAAAGAAAACUAGGCAAAUGUGAAAACUGUUUCAAUAUGUUUUAGAAUUUUGGUAUAUAGUGUUUUGUUGAAUCCUCUGGCCAUCAAGACUAAUUGCAAUAGUUGACAGUUAGACAUUCAGUGUUCUCUUAAACGUGACGUAUUUUCAAACUGGAGCUGUAUUAUCCUGGACAUUUUCAAAUUAAAAAAAAUGAAUUCUUUAUUGUGCUUUAAGAUUCUUUGUAUAUCUGAUUAAUAUGUUAGUUGCUUUAUAUUUAAAUGAUUUUAAUGAUAAUGCAAACCCUGAAUAAUUUAUUUAUCCUUUUAUAUCUCAUCAUGAAAAUUUUCCUAGUCUCCAUUUCUCAUUAUUUCUAUGUAGAUCACAAGGUUCAUGCCCACUUAUAAAGUGAGAAAUGUAUGGGAUAUUUUAUCCGUAAGUCAUUGCUGCCCUAUGUUAUCAAAAUACAGUGUUCUUUUGAGAUAAAUGUAAAAUAAGCUUAUUUUUUCCUGCUCUUCCUUCCUUCAUUCACUCCAUUCUUUCUCUCCCUUCCUUAUAUUUUUCCUUUUUUUCCCUCCUAUCUCCUUUUUCCAUCUUUCUGUCUCUGUUUUCUUUCUUUUUUGAGAUAAGAUUUCAUACAGUAACCAAGGCUGACUUGUCCUUCACCAUAUAACCCUCAGUGACUUCAGCUUCACACCAAUCCCCCUCCUCAACCUCAAAAGCACUGGAUGUCAUUAUGACAGGCACUAGUAUUCACUAUUUGAUAUCAUUUAUUUGUCUAAGGAAUUUGUUUUAAUUUUAAGGAACUUUUUAACUUGGCUAUAUUCUGUUAGGUCAUUGGCUGAAAGCAACUUCUUUAUUUAUUAACCAAUAAAAGCAACACAUAUAAAGAAGGACUUCCCAUACCAUUUUCCCUUUUCUGUUUAAUUAAAAGGAAGGUUUUAACUUUAACAUAAUAAAAUUACAUAUAACAAAACAGGUUACAAGCAAGAAUUACAGUGAAAAUAUUUAUAUCUACUUUAUCUUUUAUCAUAACUAAGUAAAACUAUAAUUCUCUAUUUUUAACUCCAUCAAAAACUCCAGACGGAUAUAAUAUUACCUAAGAAAACAGGAAGUGCAUGGUAAGCAACUUCCAAAACUCUAGAACUGACAGAGACAUUUCACUGCCUGGACAGUCAUCCAAAGUCUUUUAUAAUAUUGUGGGCACCCAUCUUCAGCCUACUGGCCCAUAGUAUACUGUAGACUUUCCCAUGAAGCAGGAAAUUUCAAAGACAGUAUUUUUUAUGUUGGCAGUUUGUCAGUUACUUUUUUUGUGUGUCCUGCAAAAUUACUGGCAGACUCUUUUAUGAAGCAGGAACCUGAAAGGAACCUCUCACCUGUAGGCAAGUUUAGCAGUCAUUUCUCUGUGGCUCCUGUAUGUACAGUUUACACAACAUACCUUCAAGCAGUCAAGGCAAGAGUAGUUUCUUGAUCAAAUGGCUAACAAAUUCCAUGAGAAGCCUAUUCAAUGCCCAUGGUCUUCUUGAAGUAGAUUACUGCUGCCAGGAGCAGAGGUGUCUCAUUGUCAUGAAAAAUUAUAAGUUCUUCAAGCAUUUAAAUGUCAUAUUUUAUAGGUCUCUGAAAGAUUUGAAUAGGUAUCUAACUGAAAUAUAUCUUUAUAUAUAAAAAAAUCUAACAUGACUAGAAACUUGAUUAUUAUAGAUGACUUUCUAUUAACAUUUGUUUUUAAUUACACAUUGCAUUUUCAAAUGAGUCACACAAAUGAAAUACCUUAGUCAAGAGCAGAAACAUAUGUAUAUAUAACAAAAUUAAUCUUAAAUUUGUAUCAAUAAACCAAGAUCCAUAUCAAUGCAAAGUAUCCAUCUCUAUAGCAUAUCCCCUUUUAAAUGUAAAUAAACAUUUAUAAACAAUACUUGGGAAUUUGGGCUUAGUUUUUUUUUAAACUGUUUUUUGUUGGGUGAAGUAAUUUUUGCCUUUUGGGGGGUAUUGGUCCAUUAAAUAACAUUAGUU
Molecule: messenger RNA, 5198 nt
Organism: Chionomys nivalis (European snow vole)
Lineage: Eukaryota; Metazoa; Chordata; Mammalia; Rodentia; Cricetidae
Gene: Mdfic
Product: MyoD family inhibitor domain containing
Exons: 5
Coding region: 405-1148 (247 amino acids)
Source: RefSeq, a predicted model, not a curated record